This is a messenger RNA of Cinclus cinclus, 1819 nucleotides long. RefSeq names its product taspase 1 (gene TASP1). The transcript is spliced from 14 exons. The record is from RefSeq and is a predicted model, not a curated record. Gene Ontology annotation, molecular function: threonine-type endopeptidase activity. NCBI's taxonomy places the organism in Eukaryota, Metazoa, Chordata, Aves, Passeriformes, Cinclidae. The coding region runs from base 95 to 1360 and encodes 421 amino acids. Gene Ontology annotation, biological process: protein maturation.
CCCGGAUGGCGUCGGUGCAGGGAUGAUUUCUCUCCAGCGGUUAUUUUUGAAUGGAAGUGUGCUCCUUCCCAGUAGAAGAUGGUGAUCCUAAUGUAUGAUCAUGGAGAAGGGGAUAAGUUCAGUAGAAGUGUUACCUUCCAAAUCAUCUCAGGUUACAGCUGUAAAAGUGGUGGUCAAAGAGCCCGAAACAAAGCAAACCCAAAGAGGGAAACGAGUGGGAUUUGUGCUUGUCCAUGCAGGUGCAGGUUAUCAUUCGGAAUCCAAAGCUAAGGAGUACAAGCAUGUGUGCAAAAGAGCCUGCCAGAAGGCAAUUGAAAAGCUACAGGCUGGUGCUCUUGCAACAGAUGCAGUGACUGCAGCACUUAUAGAAUUAGAGGAUUCUCCUUUUACAAAUGCAGGAUUGGGAUCUAACCUAAACCUUCUGGGUGAGAUAGAAUGUGAUGCCAGUAUAAUGGAUGGAAAGUCAUUGAAUUUUGGAGCAGUUGGAGCACUGAGUGGAAUCAAGAAUCCAGUUUCGGUUGCAAAUAGAUUGUUGUGUGAAGGGCAGAAGGGGAAACUUUCUGCUGGCAGAAUUCCACCUUGCUUUUUAGUUGGUGAAGGAGCUUACAGAUGGGCAGUUGAUCACGGGAUACCAGCAUGUCCUCCAGGUAUCAUGGCUACAAGGUUUAGUUUAGCAGCUUUUAAGAGGAACAAGAGGAAGCUGGAGUUGGCCGAAAAGGUGGAAACAGAUCUCAUUCAACUAAAGAAAAGAAGACAAUCAAAUGAAAAGGAGAAUGACUCAGGAACACUGGAUACAGUUGGUGCAGUUGUUGUUGACCAAGAAGGAAAUGUUGCUGCUGCUGUCUCCAGUGGAGGUUUAGCACUGAAGCAUCCUGGAAGAGUUGGUCAGGCAGCUCUUUAUGGUUGUGGCUGCUGGGCUGAAAAUACAGGAGCUCAUAACCCUUAUUCCACUGCUGUGAGUACUUCAGGUUGUGGAGAGCACCUUGUCCGGACCAUACUGGCCAGAGAAUGUUCAUGUGCUUUGCAAACAGAGGAUGCCCACCAAGCUCUCCUAGAGACUAUGCAAAACAAGUUUAUUGGUUCACCUUUUCUAGCCAAUGAAGAUGGUGUUCUUGGAGGUGUGAUAGUUCUCCGCUCCUGCAGGUGUUCAACAGAGCCUGAAUCCUCACAGGAAAAGCCAACUUUACUAGUGGAAUUUCUGUGGAGCCAUACAACAGAGAGCAUGUGUGUUGGAUACAUGUCUGCACAGGAUGGCAAAGCUAAGACUCAUAUUUCAAGACUUCCUCCUGGAGCUGUGGCAGGACAGUCCGUGGCAAUAGAAGGAGGAGUUUGCAGGCUGGAGAGUCCAGAAAGCAGCUGAUUCUUCACUUCGUUGCAAAGAAUGUGAAUGACUUUUUGUACAAUAAGUUUUUUUUUUUUUGUGUUUUAACAGAUGUUGAAAAUUCUGCUUUUGUUUUAUACUCCAUAUUGCAACUAUGUGCACCAUAACUUGAGACAAGUGCUGCUGUAGUUUGUUCUCACUCUGUGAAUGGGGUCUGUGUACAUGUUCAUUUUGUCCCAUGAAUAAAAUAGGAACUCUCCCCAGUUGUACAAAGAUAAAGUAUGAUUAAUGAUUGAGUUUUCAUUUUUUUUGUGUUGAAAAAUAACCAAAAAUUAAGAGAACAUAGUUUAAAGGUACAAUCACAAUUGUCAUUCAUAUUCUAAAUUUAAAAGUAACAGACCUUUGAAGUGGCUUUAUAAUUAUGCAGAAAAUGAUUUUUUUGAGUUUCUCAGUGGUUUAAGGAAAUCCAGAGGUGAUUUAAACGAGUUGUUUUUUUUU